CGCGGGGACACUCGGUGCUCCCGGUUUGGGACACACGGGGACACUCGGUGGUUCCGGUUUGGCCGGGCCCGGCCGGGCCCGCUGCCCUCAGCGGGGUCUGGCGGUGUCGCAGCCUUUGCCCGCCCCGGUCCCCCCGGUGUCCCCCCGGUGUCCCCGCGGUGUCCCCCCGGUGUUCCCCCGGUGUUCCCCCGGUGUCCCGGGCCCGUCGCCCCCCGGCCGCCCUCACCGGAGGCGGGGCCGGGCCCCCCGCGGCCGCAGGAACGGGAAGUGAGCGGCGGGAGGGGCGCUGAAGGAGCCGUCGGGGACCCCCCUGGAGCCCGGGACCCCCCGGAAUCGGGUGGGAAAAGGUGGAAAAGAGCGAAGAGGCGGCAUGGGGGACGCGGCGUGUCCCCAGCAGGACGGGGACCCGGCGCUCCCGGAGGCGGGGGACGGUGGAGCCGGGACCCCCCGGAAUUCCUCGGUUGCUCCCGGGGACUCCCAGAGCCCCGGCGAGGCCCUGGACGGUUUCCCCCUGAAGCAUUCCAACACCCUGACCAACAGGCAGCGAGGCAACGAGGUGUCAGCGCUGCCGGCCACGCUGGACACGCUGUCCAUCCACCAGCUGGCUGCCCAGGGGGAGCUCAUCCAGCUGAAGGAGCACCUGAGGAAAGGUGAGAAUUUGGUGAACAAACCCGACGAGAGGGGCUUCACCCCCCUGAUCUGGGCCGCGGCCUUCGGGGAGAUCGAGACCGUGCGGCACCUCCUGGAGUGGGGCGCGGACCCCCACGCGCUGGCCAAGGAGCGGGAGAGCGCGCUGGCCCUGGCCAGCAUGGGCGGCUACACCGACAUCGUCACCCUGCUGCUGGACAGGGACGUGGACAUCAACACCUACGACUGGAACGGGGGCACCCCCCUGCUCUACGCCGUGCGCGGGAACCACGUCAAGUGCGUCGAGGCUCUCCUGGCUUGCGGCGCUGACCUGACCGAGGAGGCGGAUUCGGGGUACACCCCCAUGGACCUGGCCGUGGCCCUGGGACACAAGAAAGCAGGUGAUCGAGAACCACAUCCUGAAGCUGUUCCGGAACAAGAAGAAGAAGAAAUGAGGCGGCAGCUCCAGACACAGAGAAAUCCAGGAAUUUCUGCUUUAAUGGAUCCCGGCCUCCCCACGGCCGCCGCGCACAAAAUCCAGGGACGCUCCUUCCAGCCCUGGCUGGGCUCAGCUGCCCCGUGUUUGCCGUCAGAAGUAAAAUCUAAUUGCAAUUAAA
Messenger RNA from Taeniopygia guttata (zebra finch), 1244 nucleotides. It is a transcript of the gene RFXANK, whose product is annotated as regulatory factor X associated ankyrin containing protein. Gene Ontology annotation, molecular function: protein binding. Gene Ontology annotation, biological process: positive regulation of transcription by RNA polymerase II. The record is from RefSeq and is a predicted model, not a curated record. NCBI's taxonomy places the organism in Eukaryota, Metazoa, Chordata, Aves, Passeriformes, Estrildidae. Gene Ontology annotation, cellular component: nucleus.